CGCCGACCGACGUGGGAGCCGCCGUCUCGGUCUCCACGUUUCGUCGGAUUUCACUGCAUUACACUGCAAUUUUGAGAAAAUGUUUCGAUUACGUAGACGAAAAAAAUAAAAAUAAAAAUAAAAAAAAAAACCGAACGCAUUGCGCUAUUUCUCUCGCUUCGCGCGCGCUCUAUCACUCUAGCAUUCGUGUCGCUUUUUGGCGGCUUUUCCUCUUUGGUUUCGAACAUUCGCUCGAAUUUCGCUGACACAUACCCUUCCCCGAGGGCCAAGCGUCAGAUCCUCUCUCUCUCUCUCUCUCUCUCUCUCUCAGACACUAGAUCUUGAAAUCGCUCGUUGUCCCUGUUUUCGGAGGAUCGGACUGUUUUAGCUCUUCGAGCUGGCUCUCCCGAUGAAUGAGGAAUUUUUAAGGGACCAACCCAUUGCUGCAUGCUUGCCCAACCUUAAAAGCAUAUCUGGCGGAAAUGGGAAAGCAUACUGGCCAGGAAUGCAACAGGAGGCACAUUUGCUUGAGAAUUUUGUGAACAUGAAGUGCCAAAGGGUGAAGGUAGAUGAAUCUUUUGUUCCUGCUUUAGAAGACGAUGCACUUGAACUUGAGCAUUUGCUAGCAGAACCUAAAAAUGAUCUCGUUUCAGUGGAUGGUGUUUUGUGUUUUAGUAAGGAGAAUCCAGAAACAUGCUUGGGUAUUGAAGACAUUCCCUGUAUGUUUGCAUAUGACUCGAAUGCUAGUAGUGGUGGUCUGGAUUCUAAUAUUACUCGAGAAAAGGAAAAUGAAUUGAGACUCAAAAUUUCUGGUCAAAUGCUGGAUGAAGUUGGUGAAUUGGGAGAUCUUCAUGCGACAAAUGGUCUCUCUAAUGCAUGUGAAGAUUAUCUUUUGGACAUUGACAUGGUUGAAAAAGGCUCCAGAUUGGAUAAUGGUCCGAGCAUAGAGAACUCAUGUUCAGAAAGUCAUUCUCCAGGGUUUAGUGGAAAUGAUGUUGAUCCUGUUGGGAUGUCGGACUCGCCAAGAGCAACUAAUCCAGUGCCUGAAUGCCAGAGCUAUAUACUUGACACGAGGACCACAUUUGAACUACAUGACUCCUGUGGGGGUGAAUGUGGAUGUGAUGGGCCAGAUGACAAGUUGGACAGUAAUUCAAGCCUGUUGGAGGGUAGUGUAUCUUCUAGUAAGGACAAGAUUUGUGCUCGUGGUCCUAUCCCUGAGAUUACAUACUAUACCUCCUCAAAUGAGGGAGUUUCUAAGUAUAAUCCAGGUUUAGUUGAAGAAGGCCUAUGUGGGCAGGAUGCUUCAAAAAAGAGUCUUGUUGAAGCAAGUGAAAUUGGUGAAUUUCUUACACGCAAGAGGUUGCGAAAACCUACUCGGAGAUACAUUGAAGAAUUUUCAAAUCUGAAGUCAAGAUAUCUGAAGGGAAAACGAAAAAUUGCUACUACCACUUCUAAGAAUAAACCUCUGGGUGUUAGAUCUCUCAAUGAGCAUCAAGUGGGAUUGAGAGCAUUGACGUCAGUUCCUGGGAAAGCUUCUACUGGUGGAAGUCACUAUCAGGCAUCAUUUGGACUUUGUGAACAGAAAGGACAUCCAAAGAAAAACACAUCCAUUUUGGAGCUUGACUCCGAUGACAAUCUUAGUCAAACUGAAUCUGAAGAUGAAUGCAUGAUGAGAACAAGAUCUGCAAAAGGUGUUGAUCGGAGGAAGAAUCAAAAGCUAUGGACUCUUUCUGAGGUGAUGAUGCUGGUUGAUGGUGUUUAUCAAUAUGGAGUUGGAAGAUGGACAGAUAUUAAAAGGCUCUCGUUUUCAUCAUCUGCUUAUCGGACACCCAUAGAUCUCAGAGACAAAUGGCGGAAUCUUCUAAGAUCUAGCCAUGCACACCUACAGGGCAGGAGAGAGGUUGAGCAGAACCGGAAGCACGCUUUACGUCCCUUACCGAAAUCUUUGCUAAACCGUGUUCGUGAACUAGCCAUUAUGCAUCCAUAUCCAAGGGAGUGCAAGUCUAGGAUUUCACAUCUAGGGCAUGUCACUCCUGUUCUUGCCAGAAGUGAAUGUGAUGCAUUCAGCCCCCGUGGAAGAAUUGUACCUAGGAAGAACCGUGCAUGAACCUUCUUUUUUAGCUGCAGCCUCGUCGAAGAACAUUUUGCCCCAGAUCUUUUUCGUUUCCUAUGUUCUAGUGCCUCAUCUGUGUUAAAAAUUUUGGCCACAGAAUGUUUUCCAAAUGUUUGAAAACCGGAUCUAAAUCCAGAAUGGUGUUCUAGUGUAUAUGCUGUGAAAUAAUCACACUUAUUUUGAGCCAUUUUGUUGCAAUAAAUGGUUAGAAAAUUGAUUCAA
Malania oleifera is the source of this 2314-nucleotide messenger RNA. RefSeq lists its product as uncharacterized. Bases 389 to 2086 code for a protein of 565 amino acids. The record is from RefSeq and is a predicted model, not a curated record. The transcript is spliced from 9 exons. Lineage: Eukaryota; Viridiplantae; Streptophyta; Magnoliopsida; Santalales; Ximeniaceae.